CUUCCUACCACUCACUCUUCAUCCUGAAAGUCACGCUAUUUGAAAUAUCCACCUUUUUAUCCAGAAACUAUAACCAAUUUACAUUUUCUUUUACCGAAAAACAAACUAUUCCACCUAGUCAAUUACUAUCGCACUGCUGGUACCCUUUCGCAAUGAAACCAAAUAAAAAUCAACUGAGAAGGGCGCGCAAAAAGGCGCUUAAAAACCAGGAUAAUGAAAAAGUUUCUGAUCCAACUUCUUCGGCCACCCCCACAGGAACCUCUCCAGAAGACACCAGCGUAAAUUUGCUUCCCGAAGCACCGGAGCCGGAUGAUCCAUUGUGGGAAAUGUAUAAAGAUGUCGCUAUCAAAUUCAGUGAUCUUGGUGAAGAUGCGCAGCGGCCAAGAGAGACUGAGAAACCUGAGGUCUAUUUUGACGACGACAAUGAAAUACCGGAUGAAGAAGGACAGGAACCAAAACUUUCUAAAAAGAAAAGAAAGGAGUUGAACCAGCUCUCAGUUGCUGAGCUCAAAGCAAUGGUUCGGCGACCAGAAAUUGUUGAGUGGACAGAUACUUCAGCCCCCGACCCCCGACUUCUCGUUCAUAUUAAGGCCCAUCGCAAUGUUGUUCCUGUGCCGGCCCACUGGUCGCUAAAACGGGAAUAUCUGUCGUCAAAACGAGGAAUAGAAAAGCCACCAUUUUCGCUACCUCAAUUUAUACAGGAAACUGGCAUUUCAGAAAUGCGUGACGCCGCUUUGGAAAAGCAAGAACAAGCUACACUGAAGCAAAAACAAAGAGAGAGGGUCCAACCAAAAAUGGGAAAGCUGGACAUCGAUUACCAAAAAUUAUACGAAGCAUUCUUUCGUUUUCAAACGAAGCCUGAACUUACAAGAUAUGGCGAGGUUUACUACGAAGGGAAGGAAUACGAGACCAAUCUUAGACACCUACGGCCGGGCGAACUCAGCUCCGAACUCAAAGAUGCCCUCAACAUGCCUCCCGGGGCUCCUCCGCCUUGGUUAAUUAACCAACAACGUUACGGCCCCCCCCCCUCCUACCCUGCCCUUAAAAUUCCCGGCCUCAAUGCCCCUCCACCGUCUGGUGCCAUGUGGGGAUAUCAUCCAGGUGGCUACGGAAAGCCGCCAGUCGAUGAACACAAUCGGCCUCUUUACGGCGGUGAUAUAUUUGGGGUGUUACAGCCUCAGCAGACUUUGCAGCAGGGUGAACCCGUCGAAAGAGAUCUCUGGGGUGAACUGCAACCCUAUGACCAGUCCGACGAAGAAAGUGAGGAGGAGGAGGACGAAGUUGAUGAAGAUGAGAUCGAUGCAGGUAUACAGAGCCCCAGUGGGCUUGAGACACCAAGCGGGUUAGCAUCGGCCGUGCCCUCGGAAAUCAUCGGGGCAGAAGACGUUUCAGGGGAAUUCGAUGUGCGUAAGCAUCAUGGAGGCACGCAGACAGAGGAUUCAACGAACCAGAGAAACGCCUUCCAGGUCAUUCCGGAGAGACAGGCGAAUGUACAAGGCUUCUUCGGAGGAGAUAGAAUGUAUGACCUGAGUGCCCCGUCACGGAAUCUACCUGUACUUGGCGUGGAUGAACAAAACCGAAAGCGCAAGAAGCCCGGUGAUGUUGAUGUGGCCGUGGAUCCAGAGACAUUGGAAGCAAGCGGGAGAAUGAGCAAGGGCGAUGUCCAACAACUUUAUGACGGAAGCCGUGAGGAGAGCCACCACCAAUGGGAUUUUCAGGAGGAUCUUAGUGACAUGAUCGCUUUUGAAAACCGAAAGAGGCUAAGGAAAGAAGAAGAGAUUCGCCAGAAACGAUGAUUGUUGAUGCCAUGGAUUCUUUAGGAUUUGUUACCAGCGAUUUUCAAGUGUAUAUUAAUUUUGUCGGUUUCUCGGCAAGGUCUACAUGCCCUGCAGGCUACUUUCCCAUUUGUGCGGAUGAUUGAUAUUGUUUUGGAAAUAGCAUUCAAAACUGUCUCUUGGCACUGUUCUGUUUUAUUUCAAGGAUUUUGAACUAGCUCGGGG
Molecule: messenger RNA, 2000 nt
Organism: Aspergillus campestris IBT 28561
Lineage: Eukaryota; Fungi; Ascomycota; Eurotiomycetes; Eurotiales; Aspergillaceae
Product: U2 snRNP complex subunit CUS1
Exons: 2
Coding region: 153-1796 (547 amino acids)
Biological process (GO): mRNA splicing, via spliceosome
Cellular component (GO): precatalytic spliceosome; catalytic step 2 spliceosome; nucleus
Source: RefSeq, a predicted model, not a curated record